This is a messenger RNA of Monascus purpureus, 6894 nucleotides long. The record is from the annotation of a GenBank genome assembly. Lineage: Eukaryota; Fungi; Ascomycota; Eurotiomycetes; Eurotiales; Aspergillaceae.
AUGCUGCAGAUGACUUCUCACAAUGCGGGCGUAGUCGAGGCGGACGUUAGUUUCGAUCCCAGCGUAAUCCAUCCCGUUCAGAUGCGACGGAUAUUAGGGCACCUGGAAGCAGUUUCGUGUCGACUCUGUCUGGCCGCACCCACUGAUGUGGUCGACCAAGUCACCGCAAUUACCACGUCUGAUAUCACGGAAAUUCUGUCGUGGAACGAGGGAAUAUUGGCCUCUCCGCCGCUUGAUAGUAGUAGCAGCAUUGCCGGUCUCUUUGCCAAAUCAUGCGAAUUGCGACCUCAAGCCGAGGCGGUUUGUGCUUGGAAUGGAAGCCUAAGAUAUGCAGAGCUUGACUGUCUCUCCUCCCGGUUAUCACAACGACUUCGCGGCUUAGGGGUCGGUCGUGACAUGGUCGUUCCGGUAUGCUUUGAGAAGUCAAUGUACGUCGUCGUUGCCACCUUGGCGGUUAUCAAAGCAGGCGCCGCAUUCUGCUUGCUGGAUACAUCGCAUCCUGCAGCAAGGAUUCGAGGUCUUCUGCAGGAAGUGGGAGCAACAAUCAUCCUGGCCUCGAGUGACCUGGAGCCAAGGCUCCGAGGGUUGAUCCCAGGGGCCACCUUGGUGAUCGUUGAACAUGAGAUGCAUGGCAUAAGCUUUCCAGUAUCAGAGGAGGCAGCGUCUAGUGCCAUUCACCCCAGCGACUUAGCAUGUGUCAUCUUUACAUCUGGAAGCACGGGUAAGCCAAAGGGAAUUCUUCUUCAGCACCAGGCUAUUUGCACCAGCAUCCUCUCCCAUGGCCCGGCAAUAGGACUGAAUACGGCCUCGCGUGUAUUUCAGUUUGCCUCGCACGCAUUUGACAUGGCCGUAUAUGACAUUCUCACAACCCUUAUCCACGGGGGAUGCAUCUGCGUCCCCUCAGACAUGGAGCGAAUGAAUGAUCUGGCCGGUGCCAUCCAGCGAACAAAAGCAAACUGGGCCUUUCUCACGCCUUCCACACUCUCUCUGCUCCAUCCGGACCAGGUACCGAGCCUCCAGACCCUUGUUGUUGGCGGGGAAGACCUCCCGGAAACGAUCCGUCGGACAUGGGUAGAGCGAGUCCAUCUGUUUCAGUGCUCUGGUCCGGCAGAAACAACGACAUCCAUUGCUGGCCGGAUGCUGGCAACCACGGCACGGAACUGCAUUGGACGAGGCGUUGGCUCGCUCUGUUGGAUCGUUGAUCCAUCCAACCAUCAGCGUCUUCAGCCUAUUGGGGUUGUUGGUGAGCUGUUGAUUGAAGGCCCAACACUCGCUCGGGAAUACCUGCACGACCCGAUACAGACGGCAAGGGCCUUUAUUUCCCUACCAGAUUGGGCGAAAGAGGACGACUCUUUAUUCGCAGGAACAGGACCUGGCUCUUCUACACGCCGGGCGUUUAAGACGGGGGACUUGGUUCAGUACGCCCCAGAUGGCUCCCUUCUCUUCAUCGGACGCAAGGACAACCAGGUUAAAAUCCGCGGGCAGCGUCUAGAGCUGGCCGAGGUGGAGGCAGGUCUUCAUAGACUAUUGCCCGGUCUACAGGUGAUUGCCGAGACAAUUGCCCUCGACGAAGUAGACGAGCCCCGAAGAGUCUUGUGUGGCUUUGUUGCCCGGAGAGGAGAACGCUCGAGGAUGCAUGUCAGCUCGCAGGAACCGCCAACACUUGACUGGGUCCUACGAGAUGAUCUGCCCUCUAUGGAAGACAUUGAGCUUGCGCUGACGGAAACGCUGCCGUCGUAUAUGAUCCCCCAGCUUCUGAUUCCCAUUACCCACAUUCCGUUCAACCCGUCAGGCAAAGUUGCGCGCAACGAACUCAAACGACUCCAACCAGAGCUGUCUCGUAGCACUAUUGCAUCAUUAACAAACUCCCGGGCAGCCACACUGACGGUGGAUGACGCUUAUUCUGCGCCGAGUUUGGAGGUUCCACCGGCAACGCUGCAACUGCGGCGUCUGUGGGCACAUGUGCUCCGCGUUGAGGAACAGAGCAUCAAGGGUGAUGACCAUUUUCUACGUCUGGGGGGCGAUUCAAUUGCGGCAAUGAGGCUGGUGAGCAGGGCCCGACAGGCUGGAUGGGUGCUCACUGUCGCCGAUGUUUUUCAACGGCCACGGCUUGCCCAGAUGGCGGAGGCUCUUUGCGCAGCGAGAGUGUCCCAGGAACCGCUGGACUAUAAGCCGUUUUCUCUUCUAGGCAUGCAGGCAGAAGCAACGCGCACACUUGAAGACGUCUACACGGCGUUGGGCGUCUGCAGAGCCGAAGUAGAAGACAUCUACCCCUGUACACCGCUGCAAGAGGGUCUUAUGAGCAUGUCCCUAGAGACACCCGGCCAGUACGUGGCCCAGCAUGUCUUUGAACUUCUGCCCCAAGUAGACAUCGAGACGUUUAAAGCCGCCUGUGAGCAGGUCGUACAACGGCACGCUAUUCUGCGUACGCGCAUGGUGAUGCUCUCCUCGUCGCGGAUGGUCCAGGUUGUUCUGCGUCAGGACCCGAUUGUCUGGGCAGUUGAAGACGAUGUGACCAGCUAUCUGCUCGGUGAUCGGUCCAGGCCCAUCGGACUGAACCAGUCUCUCUCGCGAUGGGCUCUGCUGAGCUCUGAUCGUCGGACGUUCGUCUGGACACAGCAUCACGCAUCCUACGAUGGAACGUCUUUGCCAUUGCUCUGCAUGCAUAUCCGGACCACCUACAACAGGAUAAUGGGAAUUACACCGGAUUCUACCAAAGAAGAAGCAGAUGAUGAUGAUGACGUUCCCCCUGAUGUGCCGUACGCCCACUUCAUCCACCAUCUCGUGCACUCGGACUCCGAAGCACAAUCCCGAUCCUGGCAGGAGUAUCUGGAGGGCGGCACUCGAACGGCAUUUCCUCGAGGGAUUCCUCCAGGCUAUCGUCCCCGACCCAAUUCGACCGUCUCCCAUGUGGCCUUCAUGGGCCAGAAGAGGUCGUCUACCAUCACUCUACCCACCUUGCUGCGCGCGGCAUGGGCAGUGGUGCUGAAGGCCCAUGCAGAUUCAGCGGACGUAAUCUUCGACAUGGCCGUUUCAGGACGAAGCGUCGCGGUGGCACAUAUCGAGGCUGUGACGGGGCCAACACUCGCGACUGUCCCGGUGCGCAUUGCUGUCGACCCUAUGCAGAGAUCGGUGGAGGCUUUCCUUUCUGCGGUGCAGGCCGACGCGGUGGCAAUGACGGCACACGAGCACUUUGGCCUGCGCAACAUCCAGAAGAUCAAUCCGGCCGCUCGGGCUCUCUGUUCCAGUCUAACACUGCUGGUGAUCCAGCCCGAAGAGCAACCAGAUGCUGAUCCAACCAGUGCCAUUUGGCAGCCUGUCAGGGUUGAAGGUCUGGAGACAUUCCACAGCCAUGCCCUCACGAUUAUCUGCACGAUCCUCCGGACGGGCACCACCAACGAGGUCCUGCUGGAAGCUUUCUUUGAUAGCACUGUGCUAAAGGAAGCCGAUACCCAGUGCCUCCUCGGCCACUUGGCGGUUGCGCUGGAAGAAUUGAACGCAAAGGCUGCCGAGAAGAUUGAAGAUAUCGACAUUACCAGCAGUCAGGAUCGGCAGCGGAUUUGGGAAAUGAAUUCCUUCGUUCCUCCCGCUGUGACAAUGCGCAUUCACGACCUCAUCCACUGGCAUAUGCUUACCAGGCCGCAUGCACAGGCCGUGGAGGCAUGGGAUGGUAGUCUCAGCUAUGGCGAACUGGACGUGCUCUCCACCAAGCUGGCUAACCAUCUCGUCGGUCUUGGAGUCUUACCCGGCAGCGUCGUCCCCAUCCUGACUGAAAAGUCCUUCUGGACGCCUGUCGCCGUCCUAGCAGUCCUGAGGGCCGGUUCUGCUUUUUUCCUGCUUGAUGUCUCACAUUCAGAGAGCCGAGCCCGCCAGUUCAUACACGCGGUCGUAAAGCCGACUGUGAUUAUUGCUUCUGAGACUCAACGUCAUCUGGCCGACAGCAUGCAAAUUCCGGUCGUCGAGCUACGGUCUGGGAGUGUAUCCUCAUGGUCAACGAAUCCAACGUGUGACUGGAAAUCGGUGGAUUCAUCGCCAGACUCCCUGGCGUACGUGAUCUUAACAUCAGGCUCGACAGGAGCGCCCAAGGCAGUCUGCAUCCAGCAUAAGGCGUACUGUUCCGGAGCAGCAGGGCACAUUGCUUCCACUGGAUUGACCUCGUCGUCGAGGGUCUUGCAAUUUGCCUCGUAUUCGUUCGACGACUCCAUCAAAGACAUCUUAUCCACUCUUAUGGUCGGUGCUUGCAUCUGCAUCCCCAGCGAGACGGAUCGCACGGGCAAUCUUGCCCAAGCCAUGGCUGCGCUGCGCGUUAACUGGGCCCAUCUAACGCCGACCUUUGCUCGCUCGCUCGAUCCGAGAUCCAUGCCUCACACGUUCAAGACCUUGCUCCUCGGGGGAGAGCCCAUGGGUGCCCGGGAUGUGCUGCAAUGGUCACCGCAUGUUCGCCUCCUCAAUGCGUACGGCCCCAGCGAGCUAUGCGUGACGUGCAGUGUUAACCCAUCCCCGACGCCUGAUGAUCCUACCAACAUCGGAAGGCCGGUGGGCAGCGUGGCAUGGGUCUGCGAUCCUGGCAAUCCUCACCGGCUGGCCCCCUACGGGACGGUGGGAGAACUGCUCAUCGAAGGACCGCUGCAGUGCUCUGGAUAUCUCCAUGAUGCUGCCAGUACUGCGGCAGCUUUUGUGACCAAUCCGGACUUCCUGGCCUCUCGGCGGCAGGGGGACACGCAAUUGUACCGUACAGGGGAUCUGGUGCGUUACGCCCAUGAUGGAUCUCUCAUUUACCUGGGUCGUAGAGACUCGCAGGUUAAGAUCCGAGGCCAGCGUGUAGAGCUAGGAGAGAUUGAAUUCCAAGUCAAUUGCCGGUUGGUGCAUCCCUGGCAGGCAGCGGUCGAGCUCAUCACCACGGAUCAAGCCUCCUUCCUCGUUGCCUUCCUUCAUCGACCGGUUCCAGAUAAUUCCAGUUCUGGCCAACAGAAAUCCUCAAUCGACAUCCCCUCUCGCGUGCUGCAGGAGAUGGUUGCAGACCUUGACGCACGGCUCGCGCGGAGGAUCCCACACUACAUGAAACCGUCGUUCUACCUGCCUCUGAGCCAUCUCCCCAGAACACGCACUGGCAAGACAGAUCGACGGUGUCUGCGAGAGUUGGCCGCUUCUCUGUCGGUGGAUGAGCGGGCAGUCUAUGCCCCUGCAGAGGCGCCACAGGUAUCCUCGUCACGACGGCCCCUUGUGACAGACGUGGAGAAAUCGGUCGGAUUGAUCUGGACUCAGGUCCUAAACCGGAAUACUCUAUCCAUAUCCAACAUUACCACUGCCACCUCGUUCUUCGCGAUCGGAGGCGACUCCAUCUCUGCAAUUGAAGUCCUUACUCGCCUCCGCCGUGAAGGGAUUGAGCUUUCUCUUCGCGAGGUCCUGCAACGUCCGACUGUGCAGGAGCUUUGCGCCUAUAUUGAAGUCCUCCAACAAGAACCCGAUCCUGUUUCCUCUAACCCUAGCACUGUCGAGAGCUCGCAAGGAGCUUGCAGCAACUAUUCGAACUGCGAAGAUUCGGCCAACUCGUCGUCAGGCAUGUCCUCGCUGGCCAUUGUCGAGAAGCCGCAGCCAUUCUUCCCCCUAUCUCCCAUUCAACGCUUCUUCUUCUCGAUGAAUCCCGAAGGCAACGACGCUGAACAGCUGAGCCUGGCCGUGACUCUCCCGCAGAUUGAGUGCCAUUGCCUAGCUAGUGCCCUAGAGUCUCUAGUAAAGAUCCAUGACGCAUUUCGCCUUCGCUUUAUCCGGGACGACGCUGGCCAGUGGAGACAAUUUGUACUGGACGUGAGCACGCCCGUUUCUCGGUCCAUCCAUGUCGAGGAAUAUUCCUUCCCAGAAGGCGUUCAGGAUCUGUCGGCGAUUGCGACGGAAAUGCGCGAUCGCAUCAAUAUUACACAUGGCCCAAUGCUGGCCAUGGCAUUGAUCCAACACGGAUCCGAGCAACAACUGUUCCUGACUGCACACCAUCUCGCAGUCGACCUGGUCUCUUGGAGGAUCAUCUUGCGUGAUUUGGAUGAGCUCCUGGCAUCGGAUGCGUCGACGGCAAAUCUCAGCCGCAGUCUGUCGUACAUGGACUGGUGCACAGUGCAGGCGGAUCUCAUUUGCUGCGACGACAAGGUCAAUGACAACUUGAUGGGAAACGUGGACAUCGACACUGCCUACUGGGGCGGCCUGUCAUGCCCCAUACCUCUCACGCCGUACAUUACACGCCGAAUUGAAUUGACGCCGAUGGCAUCGCAGACGUUGACCGACGGCUGCCAUGCUGGCCUGGGCGUGCGUCCCCAUGAAGUCUUCCAGGCGGCCCUGCUGUACAGCUUCCAGCAAAUCUUUCCGGACAGGUCUAUUCCAGCCGUUUUCAGCUCCUCACAUGGAAGACAUUUGGUUGAUAAGGCAGACCUCUCGCACACGGUCGAUUGGUGCACCGUCUUCUACCCAAUCCAGGUCAAAGCCAAAGCCCAAUCCACCAGCCUGCAGGGGAUGAUUCGUGCUGUUCAUGACGAGCAUCGAGCCUGGGAGCAUCGAGCCUGGAGGUGGUUUGCCUCUCGCGUCUCUCAUCCUGCCGACUUGGUGGAGUAUGGCUUGGGCGAGAUCGCCUUCAACUAUACCGGGCAGUAUCAGUCGUUCGAAAGGGGCCCGACUCCUCACGGACGUUUUCGUCUGACUAGCUGGAACCCACAGCAAGGUGCUACUUUGAUUGACCAGUCUUCUACCCGCCGGCGCACUGCGCUCUUCGAGGUAAUCGUGGGAUGCUUCGAGGGCCAAGUGAGCGCGACGGUUUCCUACAGCCCGCAUCUGGCCCACCAGAAGCGCAUUGAACGGUGGAUUGAUGAGUUUGGAAAAUCGUGUGAACAGAGUGCCAUGCUGUUUUGA